Molecule: messenger RNA, 480 nt
Organism: Coffea arabica (coffee)
Lineage: Eukaryota; Viridiplantae; Streptophyta; Magnoliopsida; Gentianales; Rubiaceae
Source: RefSeq, a predicted model, not a curated record
AUGCCUUCUUAUCAUUGUGUUGAUCCACCUCCGCUACAAGAUUAUUGCAUCGCGAAUUUAAGCUCAAACAUGAAUUUGAAUGGCUAUCCUUGCAAGAAUCCUUCUGAUUCUUGGAAUAUCCAUGAUUCAAGCGGAGCUGCUCAAAGGAGGAGGCAUACACCCCCACGGGCAUCUGAGCCAGUUGUAUGCACGAAGGGGAGAAUCCUUGAAGGCUUUGUGACAACAGAUAGCGCUUUCUUGUACAAAAUUUUGAAGCCCAAAAUGGUGUUUGUGAUCCCUCAGGCGAUGUUGCACAUGGUAAUUAAUGUUGGAAAAGGGAAUGCCCUCCUUUAUGCAAAGCUUCAACAGUCAAAAUCCAGGUCUCUCUUCAAUUCCACUCCUUCAGUUCCUGAUGCUGCCUUGAGCAAAUCAUUUCGAGCAAACGAUUCCAUCGUUGAAUUCAUCAAGUCCAACAUCAAUGUUCCACUUAUUCCGUCAUGA